Messenger RNA from Sorghum bicolor (sorghum), 2297 nucleotides. Its product is annotated as proline-rich receptor-like protein kinase PERK5. Gene Ontology annotation, molecular function: ATP binding; protein kinase activity. Lineage: Eukaryota; Viridiplantae; Streptophyta; Magnoliopsida; Poales; Poaceae. The record is from RefSeq and is a predicted model, not a curated record. The transcript has 9 exons. Gene Ontology annotation, biological process: protein phosphorylation. The coding region runs from base 238 to 1956 and encodes 572 amino acids.
CAAUGUGACGCUUUGAGCCUACUUCCCUUUCCUCUGUCUCCGUGGUUCGGUUUCAACCCCUUCGCUUCUUCCGCAGAAGAACACGAGAAUAGGAAGGGGUUCAUCACGCCGACGGGAGGAGGAGGUGCGCCAUUCCAAUCCAACCCUGGCCCACCCUCUAGAGGGUGGGGACGUGGGGUGGAUCAUCCUCCUCGCUAGGAGAGAACUCCAUCCCCGUUAAGGCGUUAAACAUUAAUCAUGGCCACUCCAGCUGAUGGCGACGAUGUGUCGCCAUCUCCUUUCAACUCGUCGCCGGAGCCCUCCGACUCGGACCCAGGCUUGGGCUCGCCACCGCCAUCACUCACACCGUCGGUGUCACCGCCACCGGCGCCGAUGGAGAAUAGCAGCGCGUUGUCACCCCCGGCACCUGCGGCCAGAGGCUCGCCGCCGGUAGCGCCGUCAAGGGACUCCCCGCCGUCACAACCGGCUUCGAAGCACAGCGGUGGUGACUCCAACAAGAGUGGCGGCCGCAGCAAGAGCGGAAGUAGUAGCAACGAGGCAACACAGGUAGGUGUCAUCGUGGUCGGCGUGGUGAUCGGUGCCCUAGCCUUCGGCCUGCUGAUGUGCAUCGCCGCAUGCGUGUGCUGCCUCAAGAAAAAAAAGAGGAAGAAGCCCCCGCACAUGAACAUGCCAUACUACACCGACGAGCACGGGAACGUCUUCUACGCGAACAGCAUGCCCAAGUGGCAGAACAGCGCGAUGGACCACGGCUGGCACGCGCCCUACUCGCCGGCGAGCGGGGACAUGAGCGGCUCUCACGGGCCUGCCGGGCAGGUGCCGGCGCCGUCGCCGGGCAUGCCGUCGCUGGGGUUCUCCAAGAGCUCCUUCUCGUACGAGGAGCUGGCGGCGGCGACGGGCGGCUUCUCGUCGGCGAACGUGCUGGGGCAGGGCGGGUUCGGGUACGUGUACAGGGGCGUGCUCGCGGGCAGCGGCAAGGAAGUGGCCGUGAAGCAGCUCAAGGCCGGGAGCGGGCAGGGCGAGCGCGAGUUCCAGGCCGAGGUGGAGAUCAUCAGCCGAGUCCACCACCGCCACCUCGUCACCCUUGUCGGGUACUGCAUCGCCGGCUCCUCCCAGCGCCUGCUUGUCUACGAGUUCGUGCCCAACAAUACCCUCGAGUACCACCUCCACGGGAAGGGCGUGCCGGUGAUGGAGUGGCCGAGGAGGCUCGCCAUCGCCCUCGGCUCCGCCAAGGGCCUGGCUUACCUGCACGAAGAUUGCCACCCCAGGAUCAUCCACCGUGAUAUCAAGGCGGCCAACAUCCUUUUGGACGAAAAUUUCGAGGCUAAGGUCGCGGAUUUCGGACUUGCCAAGCUGACCACAGACACCAACACGCACGUCUCCACGCGCGUCAUGGGAACUUUCGGGUAUUUGGCCCCGGAGUACGCGUCGAGCGGCAAGCUCACCGACAAGUCCGACGUGUUCUCCUUCGGCGUCAUGCUCCUGGAGCUCAUCACCGGCAAGAGACCGAUUGAUCCCACGAACUACAUGGAGGACAGCCUGGUUGACUGGGCGAGGCCCCUCUUGGCGCACGCCUUGUCCGGAGAAGGCAACUUCGACGAGCUGCUGGACCCGCGGCUGGAGAACAGGAUCAACCGGCAGGAGCUGGAGCGGAUGUGUGCCUCCGCCGCCGCCGCCGUCCGCCACUCAGCCAAGCGGCGGCCCAAGAUGAAACAGAUUGUUCGUGCUCUGGAAGGGGACGCGUCGCUGGACGACCUGAACGAGGGGGUGAAGCCAGGGCAGAGCAUGAUGUUCAGCUCUGGCUCGGAGAACGACUCCGGCGGCAACUACGCGUCCAACAUCAACAGGUUCAGGAAGGUGGCCUUCGAGAGCAGCGAGUACAGCAACGAGUACAGCGGGACAAGCGAAUACGGCGCUGAUUCCGAGGAUGGGGCGUCCCGGCGGCAGCAACAUCGCUGAUCGUUUCGUGGGGAGCCUGAGUCUUCGUCAAGAUGCGUGUGUGAUGAUGUACAAUAUACCAAGGGAUCGGUGUCGAUCGUCGGAUACUAUCAGAGAUACCCAACGCUUGUGACAGCUUUAGUACUUGUAAUGAUCGUCAUACUGUCAUGUAACGUAUGUAUCUGUGCGUUUCCGUGUGGGUAAAGUGGUGCUGCUUGCUUCAACUUUUGGCGAACUUUGCUGCUAGUUGUGAUGAGCAGGCCAUCUCGUCGAAAGACGCCGAGGAUUAGGAACUUGUACCAAUGUUCUCCUGGAGUCGGAGUAACUUUCUAACUCCAUUUUACUGCUCCCUUGAUUUCAAA